This is a messenger RNA of Lactuca virosa, 3048 nucleotides long. The record is from the annotation of a GenBank genome assembly. Lineage: Eukaryota; Viridiplantae; Streptophyta; Magnoliopsida; Asterales; Asteraceae.
AUGGAGAGUUAUCUGAAUGAGAAUUUUGGGAGAGUGAAACCUAAACAUUCGUCGGAUGAGUCGUUAAGGGACUGGAGGACGCUGUGUGGCGUUGUUAAGAACCCUAAACGACGGUUUCGUUUCACUGCCAACCUCGCCAAGCGCAAUGAAGUUGCUGCUAUACGACGUACCAAUCAAGAGAAGUUGAAGGUAGCAGUUUUGGUGUCUAAGGCUGCAGUUCACUUUUUACAGGGAAUGCAACCAAGCAACUACACACUACCCGAGGAAGUUAAAUCCGCUGGUUUUGAAAUUUGUGCUGAUGAAGUAGCUUCCAUUGUAGAAGGCCACGAUUCCAAAAAGCUCAAACAUCACGGUGGUGUAGAUGGCAUUGCAAAGAAGCUCAACACAUCAACAACAUCUGGCAUUUCAACUGAUAAACAAACCCUAAUCUCCAGACAAGAACAUUUUGGGAUCAACAAAUUCACUGAGACUCUACAUCGAAGCUUUUGGGUGUUUGUAUGGGAAGCUCUUCAAGAUAUGACACUAAUGGUCCUUGGUGUUUGUGCAUUUGUCUCUUUAAUCGUUGGAAUAGCAACAGAAGGGUGGCCAAGAGGAGCUCAUGAUGGGCUUGGAAUUGUCGCAAGUAUUUUAUUGGUGGUUUUUGUGACAGCUACAAGUGAUUAUCGUCAAUCUUUACAGUUCAAAGACUUGGAUAAAGAAAAGAAAAAGAUAUCAAUUCAAGUUACAAGAAACGGAUACAGACAAAAGUUAUCAAUCUAUGAGCUACUCGUGGGUGAUAUCGUGCACCUCGCUAUAGGCGAUCAAGUCCCUGCAGAUGGACUUUUCCUUUCUGGAUUUUCAGUCUCCAUUGAUGAAUCAAGCUUAACAGGUGAAAGUGAGCCAAUAAUGGUAACCACCGAAAACCCUUAUUUACUAUCUGGAACAAAAGUCCAAGAUGGAUCAUGCAAAAUGUUAGUCACAACAGUAGGAAUGAGAACACAAUGGGGUAAACUAAUGGCAACUUUAAGCGAAGGUGGAGAUGAUGAAACCCCAUUACAAGUCAAACUCAAUGGAGUUGCAACAAUCAUUGGAAAAAUCGGUCUUUUUUUUGCUAUAAUCACUUUCACAGUUCUUGUUCAAAAGCUAAUAACUCACAAAAUCAACCAAAAAACUCACUGGAAAUGGUCUGGUGAUGACGCUUUAGAACUACUCGAAUAUUUCGCAAUUGCUGUCACCAUUGUUGUUGUUGCAGUUCCCGAAGGUUUACCUUUAGCAGUGACUUUAAGUCUCGCAUUUGCCAUGAAAAAAAUGAUGAAUGACAAAGCACUCGUUCGCCACCUGGCAGCAUGCGAAACCAUGGGGUCCGCAACAAGUAUAUGCAGCGAUAAAACCGGGACACUCACUACAAACCACAUGACAGUAGUGAAAGCUUGCAUUUGUACAAAAGUCUUGGAUUUGACCAAAAAAGUCAACGACAUUCCCGAUAGCGCAUUGAAGCUUCUCCUACAAUCGAUAUUCACCAACACCGGGGGCGAAGUCGUAAUUAACCAACGUGGGAAUCGCGAGAUUUUAGGAACACCAACGGAGACAGCGAUACUUGAAUUCGGGUUGUUGUUAGGUGGGGAUUUUAAAUCCGAGAGAGAAGGUUCUAAAGUUGUUAGAGUUGAGCCGUUUAAUUCUACAAAAAAACGAAUGGGGGUGGUGUUGAAGCUUCCGGAAGGAAUCGUGCGAGCUCAUUGUAAAGGUGCUUCGGAGAUAAUAUUGGCUGCGUGUGAGAAUAUGAUUAAUGGAAAUGGCGAAGUUGUCCCUCUUGAUGAGGGAUCGGUUAAUAAUCUCAAGGGUAUAAUUGACAAAUUUGCGGGUGAAGCUCUUCGAACGUUGUGUCUGGCUUAUGUAGACCUUAAUUCCGAUGUUUCUCCGGAAACGGCUAUUCCGGCUUCUGGGUACACGUGUAUUGGAAUUGUGGGGAUAAAAGAUCCUGUCCGUCCAGGUGUCAAAGAGUCAGUGGCUCUUUGUCGGGCUGCAGGGAUUACUGUGCGUAUGGUUACGGGAGAUAAUAUUACUACCGCGAAGGCGAUCGCUAAAGAAUGUGGAAUCCUUACUGAUGAUGGGAUUGCAAUCGAAGGUCCGGAUUUUCGUGAAAAAAGUCUGGAUGAAUUGUACUAUUUAAUUCCCAAAAUUCAGGUAAUGGCCAGAUCUUCUCCUCUCGAUAAGCAUACACUCGUGAGGCACUUGAGAACGACAUUCGGUGAGGUUGUGGCGGUUACUGGUGACGGUACAAAUGACGCUCCUGCCCUUCAUGAAGCUGAUAUUGGGCUUGCAAUGGGCAUUGCUGGUACCGAGGUAGCAAAAGAGAGUGCGGAUGUUAUUAUUCUUGACGAUAAUUUCUCGACAAUUGUGACGGUUGCGAAAUGGGGAAGAUCAGUCUACAUUAACAUUCAAAAAUUUGUACAAUUUCAGCUUACGGUCAACGUAGUGGCUUUGGUAGUCAACUUCACUUCCGCUUGUUUGACUGGAAGUGCUCCCCUUACAGCUGUCCAGCUGUUAUGGGUGAACAUGAUAAUGGACACACUAGGAGCCCUAGCCCUAGCAACCGAACCCCCGAAUGAUGAAUUAAUGAAACGACAACCAGUUGGAAGAACAGGAAGUUUUAUAAGCAUUGUUAUGUGGCGGAAUAUUUUAGGCCAAUCUAUUUAUCAAUUCACAGUCAUAUGGCUACUUCAAUCAAAAGGAAAAUCAUUUUUUGGUCUUUAUGGAGAUGAUUCCGAUUUAAUCCUCAACACCCUAAUUUUUAACGCCUUCGUCUUUUGUCAGCUUUUUAAUGAAAUAAACUCUAGAGAAAUGGGGAAAGAAGACGUCACAGAUGGCAUAUGGGACAACAAUGUGUUCGUAAGCGUGAUAUCAGCAACUUUUAUUUUUCAGGUGAUAAUAGUCGAGUAUUUGGGCACAUUUGCAAAUACUUCACCAUUAACAAUCAUCCAAUGGUUUUUUAGCAUUUUUAUCGGGUUUUUAAGCAUGCCGAUUGCUGUCUACUUGAAAAGAAUUCCAUAUUUGUUAAAAACUAAUUAG